Messenger RNA from Drosophila suzukii, 2885 nucleotides. Lineage: Eukaryota; Metazoa; Arthropoda; Insecta; Diptera; Drosophilidae. The record is from RefSeq and is a predicted model, not a curated record.
GAUGAAGUGGUGGUGAGGAGGCUGAUGGAGAUGCAGCAGCUGCGCCGCCAACAACAACAGGAGCAGCAGUCGCAUUUCGGGGCAUCAGGGGACGAGGAUCAAGAGCAGAAACAGCAACAACAACCACAUAACCAACAACAACUACAACCAACACAGCACCAACUACAACAACAACACCAGCAGCAGAAAGAACAUCUUAAGGAUGCGGAAAUGAUGACCGACAAGCCAGCCGAGGAGCAACAGCAGCAGCACGAACACACGGAAGACUCGGAUAUGGAGCUAACUGACGAUCAGGAUGUAGAGGAAACUGAGUCGGAUGGGGAGAAUAAUGGCCAGGAGGCGGAGGAAGGCGAUGACGACGACGAGGAUGACGAUGAUGAUGAUGGCACCAUCGUCGAGGACAGCGAUGCCACCAGCUGCAGCAGUUGUCGCCGCGCCGAACUGGAGGAGGAUCAGGAGGAGCAACAGCAACAGCAAUCGCCGCCGCCUCCUCCUCUUCCAAAAGCCAACGAUGAUGAUGAUCAUGAUGUCACCUAGGUCCAUGCCCGAGAUCACACUUCCUCAAUUGAAAACGAUACACACGCACCAUUUUAAGGCAUGUCUAUCCAAUGCAAGGAAUACCUGUUUGUUGGUGGUAUUCCUUUCAUUCUACGCCACGCUGGAUAACUCGCAGAAAGCAAGAAACAAGAAGAUCGAAAACUAUGUUCAAUAAGAAGCGCUACUAGUUCACACACAAUUAUAUACACUCGACGAAUAAGGGGGACAUACCACACAACACUCUUGUAGACAAGCAUGAGAACCAACGCUGUUUAGUUUCGAACUCAUCAUUUCCCCAUCCCCAACCUCGAUUUGUUAAUGGACACACAGAUUAUGCCCCAUGAUUUACACACAAUUAUGUUGAAAUUUCUUAUAUUUUUUUUCCUUUGGCUACAAAUGUAUGAUGUGCUGGCGCUUUGUUUGGCAUUAUAAUUUACUUAUGAAACCUGCAAAUGCGUAAUUAAAUAAUUGUUAACUAGAAAUUAACCAAAACAGAACCAUGUGUUGUAUUUAUUUGUAUUAUUUUAUAUGAUUUUAUUGCAAAUUCGUUGGAGCUUAGCAGAGGCAAGAACCACACACCCACACACACGUACACAACAUAGCACAGGCAACAACCACCACUACAACCGAACGAGCAAAGUAAAAAAAAUAAUGCAAAACUAAAAAAAUUGUAAGGAAAACUCACAUAUUUUUCUGUCGGAUGGAUUAUUUAUGUGUAUUGAAAUCUCUCAACACGUGUAAACGGAAACCAAGCAGAAAAUAUAAGAAAAAAAAUAGUAUAAUGUGAAAUUUGCAUACACACCAUACUACACACCCACACAAACACACUCUGCACACCUAAUAGAUACACAGAAAAAAAUAUCUUGAACUUGGAAUGCUUCCCCAUAAAAAUGGUAUUUUUCACCCUAUUCCGUUGUUUAAAAUAUAUAAAUAUAUUUUAAAAUUUCGAAUCGUUUGUUUUUAAAUUAAGAUUUAUCUAUUUUAUGAGAGCAUUUCUUAUUAACCCGAAAUAUAUUUUAAAAUAUUAAUUAUAUUUUUAACAUAGAACCAAUUUGAAAUAGCUAAGACAUGAUGACCAGAGACGUUACUUCCCAGAUAAUUUAAGAUCUUUGAUAAUGGAAAACAUUAAUUAGAGGUGCUCUUUUCCCUCUGUGUACUUAGGCAAUGUAUUAUUCAUUGCUCACGAGCAAAAUAAAUCGGUGUGUGUUUGGACAUGGAUUUUUCACACCCCACCCUACAAAAAGGACCUCUAUUUUCGCCUAUUUGCUUCUUCCCCUAUUUUUUUGUCAAAUACUUUUUGCUUUUUUCCUGGAUUUUUGCUAUCCAACAAGAACAUUUUGAAACAACAAAAAAAUACAACAAUUGAAAAUACAACAAAAUACAACAAUUGCAACCACAACAAAUUACAAAUUACAAGCAAAUCGAAUAUUAUGUGUGUAUGUGUAUAUGUAUUGUCCAUCCACAGCAGCAAAGUAUGCAACAAAAAUUUUUGUAGAAACUGCAAGCAGUAAUAAAACAAAUAAAAAAGCCAAAAAAAGCGAGGAAAGCGAAGAAAGCAAUCGCAAAGAAACCAAAAAAUUCCAAGAAUAAGAACAAACCAAGGAAAAUAUGAAUAAUUAUCAUCUUGUCGUUUAUAUAAAUGUGUGCUAUGUGUUUUCUUCGAAUCGGAUUUAUGUUAUGCAAAACAAAACAAAAAUCGAAAAACAGUAAGGAUUAAAAGGAUAAAAUUCAAUGGAAUAAGAGAGAGAACAGUAAGAAACAUGGAAACCAAAAAAAAUAAAUAUAUAUAUUCAUGCAAGAAAUACAAAAUAAAGUAAACAUUGGUGUAAAUUAAGCAAGAACUUAAGUAAAACCUACUAAAAACAAAAAAAAUGAAGCUUAAUACGUAAUUUCCUAACAACAACAACAGAAGACAUUUACAUAUGCAGCACUCACAUACACACACAAACCACACACACACUUCCAAGCAACACGUACGUACAUUUACCGUUACUUUUCACACGCAGACACACACACACACACAUACAGCACCUCUUUCUCUCUUUGGCUAUUGCGUUUUAGAUUAUUGCUCAGCACGUUUUUCGUAGACCACUUUUUAUGCUAACGGUAAGAUACGACCUCCUCUCUCUCACCCACACACCCCCACACCCCUCCCACGCACACACACACACAUACACUCACAAAAACAAAAACAAGAAGACGAGAAAAACGUGAAUUUUUUUCUUAAAAAUCGGAAUGGCGUAUUUCUAACGGGAAAGCAAACACAAGAAACACACACGAGGACUUCUAAUAAGUGUUUAUAUAUACAAAUAUAUAUAUAUAUGUAUACAUAUAAAAAGAAAAAAAAA